AAUAAACGUGUUAAUUUUUGUGAAGUAGUUUCUUUAAUGAAAAGUUUAUUGUUUUGCUAACUAGAAGAAAGGAGUGAAAGUUAAAUUGAAGCUACGCCGUGUCUUCAUAGUAUAUAAUGAUAUGAUAUGCCUACCGUUGAGCGUUUACAGUUGUCCAUAAAGUAUCGAGUUUCAUGAAGGUUUCGUGUAUAGCCAUGAUAAAACUAAUUCAAUUACUAUUUAUUUAUUUUAUUCAACAUACUAUUUGUGCCGGAAUAGAAAUAAGAAUUGAAGCAGAUGACGCUAUAAAAAUUUUGAACACUUUUGUAAUGUCUCCUAUAUAUAAAAGCAUUACAAAUGACUUCAGAAAAUCUUCUGAUUACAAUAAUCCAUAUCACCCCGAGGACGACAUAUUAUCUAACAAUGGAGUGAUGUCUAGUACACAAACAACAACCGAAUCGCCAGAAGAUGCUAAGCUUGAAACUGAUAACAAAAAGUAUAGCGGCAUAGUCAGUGAAGAUGAGUUGGUUGAUACUUUGGACGAGCCCAGUAUAAAUAAUGCUACAAUCCCAGAUAAUGAGUUUCGUCAGAAUGACACUAGCAUUUUAGAGAUCGUUGAUAAGAACAAUGACAUACCGAAAAUGAAUGAAGGGGAUAUUCAAGAUUAUCAGCCCUUGAAAAGAAGAUUUUCAGUUUUAAAAGGUUAAUAA
Molecule: messenger RNA, 689 nt
Organism: Cydia strobilella
Lineage: Eukaryota; Metazoa; Arthropoda; Insecta; Lepidoptera; Tortricidae
Exons: 2
Coding region: 174-686 (170 amino acids)
Source: RefSeq, a predicted model, not a curated record